UGUUAAAGAGGCGGCGAGUUCACAUAAACUUACGAUAAAUUAAAUUAAAUUUACCUCAAAUACUACAAUUCUAAAAAUUUAAAGGUGUUUGCCCUUUAGGCAUUUUACGAUCAUAAUUGUAUUAUGAGCUACCCAUAUAAAUUAAGACAGAAUAAGAUUUGAACAUGCAUUUUAAUAAUUUCUUACUUAAAAUACAAAUAUAAUCGUCCCAGAGAAAGUUUGUUAACAUCCUGUUGGAAAUAAGGUUCUCUGAAGGCUGAAUUAGGCUUAAUAAUCAAACAAUAGACUAACUCUAAUUUUAAAAUGCUAUUAACAGUACCAAAACUCCAAAACAAACAGUUGAAGCGAUUUUUGGAGCACAGUGUGUAUCUUUUAAUCGUUUUUGUUUUAGUACCAGGUUUUAUAUAUUUUGAACUUUGUGUUGUGCUACCCUCUGUGGUAGAAAUAUGGAGUAUUUGUUAUAUUAUACAUUAUGUUUGUGCAACAUUUCUUUUAAUCAACAUUAUUGGAAAUAUGAUAUAUGGUAUGUUUACCAAUACAAGUAUAAGAGGAAAAAUUUUGGAAAGUGAACACAAAGAAGACUGGACUAUGUGUACAAUAUGUGAGUGCCUACGACCUCCUCGUGCCUGGCACUGUGAUUCCUGUGAUACAUGCAUUCUAAAGAGAGACCACCAUUGUACAUUUUUUGCUUGUUGCAUUGGUUAUUUUAAUCAUAGAUAUUUUAUGUUCUUUACACUAUACAUAUUCAUUGCUAUGGUGUAUUCAUUCUAUUAUAAUGUGAUAUUUUUGAGUAACUUUAUAAAAUGGAACCAUGGACUAAUCAUAGCUCAGUUUGUAUUUCCGCUCGCUACUUUUGUGAUUGAUUUUGGAGAACAGACUUUAUAUGUAUUUUUAGUUGAGAUAAAUUUCAUUAUUGGUGCAUUUACGGGUUUUCUUUUUAUAUUUCAUUUUAAUAAUAUAUUGAAAGGUAAAAUAACUCCAGAAAAAAAACCAAAUAUUAAAGGAGCAUCUUAUGACAAAGGGCUUAAACUCAAUCUAAUUGAAGUAUUUGGACACAGAUGGUACCUGUCAUGGAUUUCUCCCUUUAUUAAGAGCCCUUUACCUGGUAAUGGUGUUGAAUGGAUUGUUGAAGAUAAGCAUAAAUAGAUUAAUAGCAAAAAAAAUAACAAAACACUAUUGUUAUGGCACAAAUUAUACUUAAAAUAUUAGUAAAAUAUUUUCACUUUGUCUUACUUUUAUUAUUAUAAAUUAAUAUUGUAAGUAAUCUUAAGUAUUAACAAAAUAAUUAUAUUUAUAAAUUGUACUUAACUUAUUGACAGUUAUUUAUGCCAAUAUUAAGAUAUUAUCGACUUUUCAAAGCUGACCAAAUUGCAGCGCACGGAACAUUAAAGUGAAGCAAAAAAGUGAAUAGAAAGGCGAAUAAUAAUUCCCCUUAUUGCGAAAGGACGCGUGGUAUUUUUACUAGGCCAAAAUUAAAAAAAAUUAAGUGACAGCACUUUUAACGUAUUCGACUUAGAGACGUUAGAUUCAAGUUGCUCCAAAUUACACUAUACUUUUCUAAAGAUUUAACGACUGCUAUUCAAAGAAUCUUAAAAGUGAUAGGUACAUUACUUAAAUAAAUUGCAAUUAUUCUUGAAAAUGAAUAAGACCUACGAUGUUAAAUUAAAUGAGGAAAUCAUUAAAUACAAUUUCAAUUGUUGAUAAACAUUUAGAAAUAAGUUAAAUUGUGAUAUUUUUUACUAAUUUAGGCACAUACAAACACAUUCAUCAUGUUAAAUGUUUAACAAAUUCUAAUAAAUCACUGCCAACUGUUUCAAUUGGAAACGCAUUAAAGUUUAUCAUAUUUAUUCUACCGAAUGUGCUGACAAAAGUGAAUCUAAACUCGUGUGUUUUGUUAGACAGUUGAGAUUGUCUGUAUUUAAGUUAGUUAUUUAUA
Molecule: messenger RNA, 1936 nt
Organism: Vanessa atalanta (red admiral)
Lineage: Eukaryota; Metazoa; Arthropoda; Insecta; Lepidoptera; Nymphalidae
Product: probable palmitoyltransferase ZDHHC24
Exons: 2
Coding region: 304-1146 (280 amino acids)
Molecular function (GO): palmitoyltransferase activity
Source: RefSeq, a predicted model, not a curated record